Molecule: messenger RNA, 4512 nt
Organism: Pocillopora damicornis (cauliflower coral)
Lineage: Eukaryota; Metazoa; Cnidaria; Anthozoa; Scleractinia; Pocilloporidae
Product: delta-like protein 1
Biological process (GO): Notch signaling pathway; multicellular organism development; cell communication
Cellular component (GO): membrane
Molecular function (GO): calcium ion binding
Source: RefSeq, a predicted model, not a curated record
GUUGCCUCAUCAGCAAAAUAUUCGCACAGCAGUAGCGUCUAGAAAUUGAUGAUCAGUAUUUCAUUGUUCACGGGGACUCCCCCACCCAUAUAUUAUUCUAUCAUUGCGACGAAUAGAUCAGUCCAUUAUCAUACGGUUGCAUCACAGGUUAGAGUUGUCCCGGGGAUCAUCUUAUCUCAAAUCAAUGACUGAAGCACUUAGUUCAAUGAACGACACAUGGACUUCGUCUCUUCAUUCUGUUUUGGCUCUGUGAAUUUGUUUCUAACUGUGCACGAACUGUGCUAUUUUAUCCACUGUGGUAUUCGGCUGAGCCGUGAGAAAACCGCAGCAGGAGGAUCACACCAACCGUUCGAGUGGGUUUUAGCACACUCUGUCCUGAUUACACUUUAAUGAGUUGGGCACGAAACUCAUGCAUAUGAGAGACUUCACUCGGCAUUCACUGGCCGCAUUUGUGAAAGGAAUCCAGCGCCCAAACCUCGGAGUUCUUGUGAUUUUACUGUUGGCUAGCGUACUGCCUAAAACUCGGGCCACGGGAAUGUUCGAAGUCCGUUUCUUGGACUACACAAAUCCCGGAAACAGAAACGGGCAGAAGACCUGUUGUAGCGGUGUAGAGACGGGAGGGAGCUGUUCUUCUCCUUGCAGCACCUUCUUCAGAGUGUGUCUACGGCCCCUAACUCACACAGGGUCCUCUUGUCCGUUUGGGCAGGAAACUUCGGAUGUUUUGGGAAGUGGCUCCUUCGUAAUCCCGUCGAACAGUCUGUUGCAGAUACCUUGGCCUAAUACACUGCAGUCAUGGCCUGGGUCAUUCUCUUUACUCGUGGAAGCAAGACACCGUCAAGGUCCAAACUCGUCAAUUUUAAUCGAGCAAGGUGUGGUCACGAGGCAAUCCCUGCUACCUGGCCCACAGUGGCACAACAGGAGCCACGUGGGAGUGGUGGCAAACAUAACUUUCUCGUACCGCGUGAAAUGCCAGCAGAACUAUUACGGUGACUCCUGCACAACACUCUGUAUUCCGCGCGAUGAUCAUCUCGGCCACUACUCGUGCGACAGCGAUGGAAGUAAAGUUUGUAACCCAGGAUGGUCUGGAAGUUACUGUGAUACAGCUGUUUGUCCAGGAUGCGACCUCACUCACGCUAUAUGCUCACGACCUAACCAUUGCAGUUGUCAGUCCGGCUGGCUUGGACAAAAUUGUACAGAAUGUGAAAGGUACCCGGGAUGCCUCCACGGCACCUGUAAUAAGCCUUGGGAAUGUAAUUGUAUUAAAGGCUGGGGCGGAAAGUCCUGUGAUCUUGAUUUAGAAUUAUGUGCGCGUGAGCAACCUUGCAAGAACGGGGGAACAUGUUCAAAUAGUGGGCCAAGCCUUUACCGCUGUACUUGCAGGAAGGGUUACACUGGAAGUAACUGUGACACAGAAAUAGAUGAAUGUUCAAGCAAUCCAUGCUACAAUGGAGGAACUUGCACGGAUCUUAUCGGAGACUUCAAUUGUUCGUGCCCAGACGGAUACAGCGGGAAGCAGUGCUACCCAGACUGUGUGCCAGGCGCGUGCAAAAAUGGUGGCACGUGCGUUAAUGGUAUCCGAGGCUAUUCGUGCGUUUGUUCGUCCGGAUUUACCGGAAGCGCGUGCGAACAGGCCAUAACAACGACUCCGGCGCCUACAACAAGUACAAGCCCCAAGACAAAGGUUAAAACUACUCCAAAAAACACUGGGGAAACUACUUUUCAAACUGCACAAGAAACUACACCGGAAUCUGUCACAACGACUACUUGGGAAAGUACAACAAACACAUCCCUUAAUGGGACGACGACAGAGCCACAAGGAAACGGAAUGAUGGGGGAACCCUUUAAUUCCGAGUCUGGAAAAGGUGUCAUAGACAGGACUACCAUGAUAAUUGUGAUUGUUGCCUCUGUGCUUGUUUUCCUCGCUUUAUUUGUCGGUUGCGUCGCCUGGAGAUUCUGGAGAAAGCGCAGGCGUGCGUCGCAGAACGCCACCGGACAAGUAGAAGGAGUGCAUUCACAUGCUAAUCCAAAACAUAUAGACAUAGAGGACCCUGAUCCUAAACAUCGUACGGGCACGAAAUCGGGCAACCCUGAAAUAAUUAGAAACUUUGUCGCCUCGAAACGGAACGAAAAGAAUACAAAUAAAACGCAAGACAUUACUGCAGAGGAAAAGCUUCCAGAAGGAACAAAAUCUAAAGAAAUUGCCAGGGGGUCGUUGGAAUUAUCAGAUAUAACAACAACGACAACAACGGCGCGAUCUUCAACGAGAGAACGUCCUACUCUGGAUGAACUAUAUCUGCCUAAUCGUUGCUUUGAUCAAGGAUAUUGGCAGGAAGUGGAGUUGGAAAUCUAAUUUAAAUUAUUUAACUUAACAGGCUCAGUGGGCCAACAGAGCAUGACAUGCUCAAAUCACGUGACGUCAGCCUCCAGAAGAACACUCACGUGGACAGCAGCCAUCGGGUCACGUGAUGACUUGAAUGAUCUUCUUGAAUUCAUCUGGUUUGAAGGAAAAAAAAGUCUACAAAUGAGAUGAGAAGAACUACGAAGAAUAAGUUGACGAGUUGUUACAUAUAAAAAGACUUCAGUAUCCUGGAGAUGAGAAAGCGGCCUACCAACUUCUCUCGAUGUCGAGUAAACUUGAUCCAAUACAGGAAAAAAAAUUUAGUAAUGAAGAGGUAUUUUAGUAUAACAACACGAGAAGCGUUUCUUGUGCUGCGCUUAAGGGCCCUGUCUGAGGGGCUAUUUUUUCCUAUCCAUAAAACUAAUCAUAGAACUAACCAGACAGCCUCUAUUGCUAGCCUUAUGAGAGCCCUGGUGAUCACGACAAAGAGCUACCUAAACAAAUGAAAUAAGCCUUCAGUUAAGUCAAUAAGACUUUUUGCAAAAGAAGAAUCAUUUACCGCUUAAGUUAGUCUCAAUAUUAAACAUUGAUAACUUGCAAGAAUCUACUUAAAAUUUUACAAUCAUCUCAGGCUUGUAAUUAACUUCUUUCAGCGAAUGGUGAUUUCAGAAAAAUGCUAAUCGCUUUGCGAUAUUCUCUAGUGCAUAAAAUAAGUGACAUUUUUACAACCUCGUUGUGCAUUUGUGAUUCACUUUCAGCCUGAUGAUUGAGCUCGCGGCCACAUGCCUCUGAAGUUUAACUUGCGUCAUUCAAUUGACGUUUCAAUAGGACUUUUAUGCCAAGGGUCCAAUCCAAUGUGUAAAUUUUCUGACAAUAUGGAGAGAUAAAUAAGGCUGUUAUUUAUAAACCACAGGUUACGAAAGACUUAGGGAAAUAAUAUAUAGCCAAAUUUGUGAGAAUUAUCAACGUUAUGUCAUAACUUCGUUAGGAGUUGGAGUAAGGGCCUAUGGCCAAAUUCAAAACUCUCUGCUUUAUCUCUUAUUUCGCAUGGUGUUGGUUAUUAUAAGGUUAGUUCUUCUUGUUGGGGUCAUCAGGAGCAAAGGACGUGCUUGCUUAGCAUAUCACGUGCUAUUUGUGCUUCUCUUCACGUGAUUUUCCCGAGGUUGCCACGUGUUGGGUGUUUUAUCCGAUUGUAUUUGGAAAGUCUCGGUUCGUUCCUUUGCUAUUGAACUGUUGUGGCAAAGAAUCUUUAGAGAUCUAGCGAAUAUAAAUUUUUCUGAUACGAUAUAGGCUGUGUUAGGCUCUUGGUCAGUGGAAACGAGCGAAAACGUAGGUGCGCAAAAAACGGCGGAGGUCUGGAAACAAAAAAUCCAGCCGAUUCCCUGUCAACAACGACCGCUGUCUGUAGUUUGCCGGCUCUUUAAUUCGCCUCCACUGAUUGCGGGCUUGUAACAAGCUACAUACGAUACUAGCCUGGCUUCUUUUCCUUGGCUCUGUAACUCCUUACAGUCGUUUUUAUUAAUCUGGCGGGUUUUUUGUCAAUAGCUUGUAUAAAGUUUUGGGGGCUUCCUUAUUUAAAUGAUCUUAAGCUUGCCUUAAAAUAAUAAAAUCUUGCCGAAGGAGUCUUCGGCUUUUUGACACAUUCGAUGGAACGAGUACCACUUGUCUCCUCCCUCCCUACCCUUCCAUCCCUCAAAUAGAUGUUGACGUCCUAAACGUUCUUUGGAGACUGAAAUUUAGAACCCAUUCCACCCGGAAAUAGCUCGUUCCAUCGAAUGUACUGCUGCGUUUUGAAGAUGCAACCAGCCUUUGACAUGUAGUGGCCAUUUUCUUUAUAAGACCCCGGUUUAAUGAACUUAGUACUUAUUGUAAUGUUUUGCAUCAAAAACAUUUGUGGCUCUUGGCCUCUCGGAGGGUUACUGUAAAAAGUCUCCUCUUAAAAUCUCUCACUCUGAUGAUAAUUAGUCACACUGCAGAAGAAUCACAUUUCACGGACAACGUAGCUUUUUCAUUAUGGCGGGGUAGGCCUUAUAGAUAUAUAUAUAUUUUUGUAAAUUUUUAUAUAAUUCGCCAGACAGUUUUCUAGAAAUCCUCAAUGGAGGCCAGAGGAAGUCGUUUGAAAAGAAAUUUAAUAUAUAGAACGAAAAAAUAAAUAUAUAUAUUUGCACCUUGAA